Molecule: messenger RNA, 3419 nt
Organism: Alosa alosa (allis shad)
Lineage: Eukaryota; Metazoa; Chordata; Actinopteri; Clupeiformes; Clupeidae
Gene: nadk2
Product: NAD kinase 2, mitochondrial
Exons: 12
Coding region: 1175-2494 (439 amino acids)
Biological process (GO): NADP+ biosynthetic process; NAD+ metabolic process
Cellular component (GO): mitochondrion
Molecular function (GO): NAD+ kinase activity
Source: RefSeq, a predicted model, not a curated record
GCGACCUACAGAGCAAGCAAGUAGGCUAGCGCAAUCGCGCAGUGUUUACUAUCGACUCCACUGGCCACUACAUUUCUGAGGGCAACUGAAAGUUGAACUACUAGUGGGGCAGCGCCUUAUCUGUUGGGGUUUCAAAGUAGCCUACCGUCGCCUUAGUGGUUUUACAGACCAUUUUCAGCGUAGCAGCUAGCAAUGCGUGAAAUGAAAGGAUGUCAUUAGUGCAUUCAUGGUGUCAAAAGUUGGCUUGCUUCUGCGUUGAACAGUAACUAGUCAGCUAACUUACAAGGACUCGCUAGCUGGAAAAGUGGAGUGGACACCUGUGAAACCGUACUGGCUUGCUAGCUGUCAGACUAUCUGGCAAGAGUUGCACGGCAAGUUUGUCUUUUUCGUCACUUUCUGUUGUUUUUAGAGACCUACUAUUAAGGCGUAACAUUACGUCUAACAUUAUAUUAGUAUUUCCUAUCAGCUGUAGAACGUACCACGUUAAUACAGAGGACAUCUGAGGAUAAAACGGUGUUUUGUCAGUCUAACGCUAGCUGUAUGAGUUUGCAUGGAAUGUAACCAACAUUAGCUAACAUUAACGUUAGCGGUCAGCCACUGGCUAUCUUAAACUUUAUUUGACAAUUCGUUAACUAAAAUGCUAGAAACGUUACAUGGGCAGCUUGUUAAUAUCCCAAUCGGUCAGACAGAUUCUAUCAAUUAAGUCAUGCUCCUGACUUUACAUAUGUAACGUUAAAGUAGUUUAAGUUAACACCAUCUGAUGUGUCGUGGGUCGAUAUAGGCAACCAAAUUAACGUUACAUUGACAAAUCUUAUAAGAUACUUUAAUAUUAACAUUAAGAUACUUUGGUCAGUUAACAUUAAGUUAGUAGAAUCCAGUACGUCACCCUAGUUUGUAUUAUUAGCCAAUAUCUGGUGCUAGAAUAUAGUCAGCGAAACCUUUCCAUUGUUUUAGACAGAUUGCGUCCACAGACAGCAUGGUGUUGUUGUUGUAAGGCACGUGCUAUGGAAAGCGCUUGGGAAGAACACCUCAUUCAUAAUGUGAAUUAAGUACAGGGUUGCACCUUCAGUGGCCGGUAAGGUCAGGAUUGAGCCUGGGCUAGCCGUUUUGUCCGCUUAACAGACGCGAUUUAAGUUGUUCGGAAACCAGCGUUUGGGAGAUUUCAGUAGGUAAAAUGAGUUUCAGUUUCAGGAAAAUAACAGGCUUUGGUCGUCCAGUUGUGACGUUGCUUGGUAGAGGGUCAUGCUGUGGCAAAAAAGCGUGGCUAACUGGCAUAAGGAAGGUUACAACGGCAGCUGAUACUGGCUUUAUGCCAUCUAGAGUUGCGGUAGUCACAAAGACUACAAGAUAUGAAUUUGAGCAGCAAAGAUACCGAUAUGCAGGACUAUCUGAGGAGGAUCUGAAACAGCUGCUCGCACUAAAAGGAUCCAGCUACAGUGGACUUUUGGAAAGGCACAACAUCCAUACAAACAACGUCGGACACAUUGUGGAAAAUUUGCAAAAAGAGGGGAUUGAGGUGCGCGUGGCCAAGCGGGGAGAGUAUGAUGAAACCAUUGUCCAGUGGGCUGAUGCCAUCAUAUCGGCUGGAGGUGAUGGAACAAUGCUAUUGGUAGCCAGUAAGGUUUGUGACGAGAGCAAACCUGUUCUCGGUGUGAACACAGAUCCAGAAAGGUCAGAGGGCCACCUGUGCUUGCCAGUGCGUUACACUCAUGCAUUCUCUGAGGCAUUGCAGAAACUACGAAGAGGUGACUUCAGGUGGCAGUGGCGCCAGCGGAUACGUCUGCAUCUGGAGGGCAGUGGCAUCAACCCCACGCCAGUGGACCUGCAUGAGGAGCAGCUUAGCCUGGAGCAACACAGCCAAGCGCACCGCAACAUCACCCAGACAGACAGCCGUAUUCACGACGGCAGUUCGGGUCCCCGUCUACUUCCGGUCCGUGGCCUGAAUGAGGUCUUCAUUGGGGAGUCUCUGUCCAGCAGGGGGGAGUGUUUACCCUUCAAACCCCAUCUCACCCUCUCGCUCCAUAGGGCCUCCUACUACGAGAUCUCCAUCGACAACGGGCCAUGGGAGAAACAGAAGAGCUCAGGGCUCAGUAUCUGCACUGGAACUGGAUCCAAAGCCUGGUCUUAUAACAUCAACAAAUUGGCAGAGCAGGCUGUGGAGGAUGUCCUCAAAAUAGGUAAAGCUAAAACUGGCCUGGACAUUCCCCUGUAUGACAAUUUCAUUAGAGAUGUCACGGAGGAAUAUAACAAGCAGCUGGUCUUCAAUCCGGAGGACAGCAAGUUGUUCUUCAGCAUCAGGGAACCCAUCGUCAACAGAGUUUUCUCCAACAGCCGUCAGAGAGGCUUCGCCAGCAGGGUGUGUGUGCGUUCGCGAUGCUGGGACGCCUGCAUGGUGGUAGACGGAGGGACGUCAUUCGAAUUCAACGAUGGCGCCAUAGCAACCAUCAGCAUGAAUGAGGCAGACCAGCUGCGGACAGUAGUCCUCGCCGACUGAGCUUGUACGGAGUCGUCCUCACCGACUGAGCUUGUGCGGAGUGCCUGAACACCAGAAAUGUGAUUAACAGCUGUUCCCCCAGGGGGUGAUAAGAGUAUCUAUGGCCAGGAAAAUGGUCCCGUUCUCACAUGCUGUUGAUAGGGAGUCUGGCAAUAGUUGAGGUCUCCCCACCACCUGUUUUUAUAUAAUAGCGAAUGGAUGAUCGGUUUUGACUCAUUUUGUGUGCUGGGAUAUGAGGAUUUUAUUUUACUUUUUAUCAUGUUGAGGUGUAUUGCCAUUGUCCUCGGGACUUUAAGGACUGUUACAAGCAGGGUAUCCAGGUGUUGGGCCCAGAGUUUUUGCCUUCCGCCCAGUGUUGAUAUGCUAUCGUAGUCUGAACACAAUUCAACAUGCUUCUUGAUUUCCUUUUGUUGGCUCUUUUCCCAGCGAAGUGCUUCAGUUACUCAGGCACCCUCUCCAAAGUGGUCGUCACAUUUGUGUUCACCUUUGGGUGCCAAAAGGCCAUAUAAUCCUGUUAGAAACAUGUUGUAAUACUGAAACCAGUUCAAUUUGCUUGAAGACGAUUGCCAAAUGUUACUUGUGUAGAAACUGCAGUUUGAAAUAUGAAUUGUAUUGCUUUGGCUAGACAUAGAUGUAUUGAAUGAUUUUUCUUUUUCACGUGUGCCAACGGUGUACAAAUGCAGUUUUCCGUGGUUAGUUGUGACCGUGGAAUCAAACCCUGAUUUGUUGCCCAGAGCUUCAUCACCAAUACGUGCUAAUGAAUUUUAAAAACAAUGCACACAUACACAUUGUCAACGCCUUCAGCCCUUACCUCUUCCCUGAUCCCUGGGUCCUAUUUUGGACGGUCAUGUAUAUUCUAUACAUGAUGCAAAACAAACACUUUGUAUACAGAGAUUAUGUUGUAUAUUAAAAGGGAUGAAGUAUA